Molecule: messenger RNA, 1860 nt
Organism: Microplitis mediator
Lineage: Eukaryota; Metazoa; Arthropoda; Insecta; Hymenoptera; Braconidae
Exons: 2
Coding region: 1-1860 (619 amino acids)
Source: RefSeq, a predicted model, not a curated record
AUGCAAUCUUCAGUGAACCAGGAGCUCACGAUGGAAGAGGAAAUAUGGCUAUUGGAGGAGAUGAUCCAGCAUCCAUCUCAGCUGAUCCUGACGCCAACCCCCACAGCAACCACAUCCCCGCUUACCUCAGCACCAACAACCAACGCCAGGAAAACACCCGACAUCCGAGUAAGGGAGGUCCAGGAGGUCAGACUACGCUUAGCCAUAAAGCCAGAACCACACGACCCAACAAAACCGGGGUUCAAAAGGCCAACAAAACGGCCCGUAAUACGGCCAGCCAGCGCCGCGAUGAUAAAACUCGCCAGACCAGUGAAAACGACCACCAACCCGGGCCCACUUGUAACAAGCGGUCCCCAGUCGACGGCAGAACUGGUUGGGGAAAAUCCUAGUGGGAAACCCGACGACCCCACGGGCGCCAACCUCGACACCGGUCACUUCAGCAGUAUGGAUCAACCCACCAACGACGACGCCUUUCCCGCUCGAGCCACAGCAAGUUUCCCUAAAAAGAAAUGGAGGAUAGGGGGGCAGAAAAGAGAAGAGAUUGCGACCAACCCGGGCCCACGCGCACGCAGUCCCCAGUUGGAUGCAACCCCGGAAACAGGGGAACCCGCCACCAACAAACCAGUGGUUGGCAAGAAGACGGCCGAUAAAACCACGGCAGUGGUUGUCGACAAGCAGGUAAAAGUCUCCAACACCAGACCUGUGAAAAAAAAGAAAGGACUUGCUACCAACCCGGGCCCAUCCACAGGGAACAGUCCCCAGCUGGCAACAACCAUCAACGCAGGAUGGAUCGACUACGACGACGCACCGUUAUUAUCCGACUAUCCGGAGUACUUUGGGUCCAGACCGGAGGAUCUCUUUCAACCACCGAUAAGGGUCCAGACACCGCUGCAGAGACUACUGGCGGCAUUGACACCUCUAGCCGAGGUAAGGCCAAAGACUGUGGCCAAAAGGGACUGUGGCAAAAAGGGACUGUGGCAAAAAGCUACUUGGAUAAUAAAACAGCGAGCACUAAGAUACCAACCACCGAGCCAAUCACCGCGAACACCACGCUUCUCCGCCUCAGCCAAGAGACCUGACAUCCGGAUACGGGUCAUUCAGAAAACCAAGCUCCGUCUGAUAAAGAAACCAGAGCCAUACGACCCGGCCAAACCGGGAUUUACAAGGCCAGCCAAACGGCCCUUGAUUCGCCCAGCCAGUUCAGCACUGGCAAAACUUGCCAGGCCGAUAAAAGCCGCCAACCCGGGCCCACUUGUCAAGAGCAGUCCCCAGUUGGUUACAGCCAAACCAACCUGGAAGCCGGCACAGUUGCUUGAAGAUUCACCACCCUCAAGCAAGGUGCCAAACGACAGUGAUGACGUUCCACCCACUCGGGCAUCGGCGAGCUUCCCAAAAAGGAAACGAAGAGUUGGGGUACGCUAUGGGCAAGAGGAUGCAACCAACCCGGACCCAUCCGCAAGGAACAGUCCCCAGCUGGGUACGACACCCACGGUACCAGCACUGGCGGCCAGUAGCGGGCCAAAGAGGGCAAAAAUUGCGACAGGCAAAACCGCCACGCCGACCAUUACCGGGCCUGGAAGAAAAAUAGAAGUGUUUGUCACCAACCCGGGCCCACCCGUAAAGAGCAGUCCCCAGUUCACGGCCGCACCAAUCCAACUGGAAGCCACGUGGCUCGAAUAUGAUCUCACCGCUGCUAGCCGAAUACCCAGAACGUUUCGAGAACAGGCCGGGAGACCUGUUUCCGCAUCCGCCAACCAAGAUCCAGACGCCGUUACAACGGCUGUUGGCCUCGUUGACACCACUGGCGGAGGUCCAACCAAAAGCAGUCAAGAAAAAGACCGUGUUCACUGCUUACGAUAG